Molecule: messenger RNA, 12856 nt
Organism: Cherax quadricarinatus
Lineage: Eukaryota; Metazoa; Arthropoda; Malacostraca; Decapoda; Parastacidae
Biological process (GO): adaptive immune response; pre-B cell allelic exclusion; V(D)J recombination
Cellular component (GO): endodeoxyribonuclease complex; nucleus; DNA recombinase complex
Molecular function (GO): ubiquitin protein ligase activity; double-stranded DNA endonuclease activity; sequence-specific DNA binding
Source: RefSeq, a predicted model, not a curated record
AGCGUAACCUGCUCUGAUUGGCCAGAGGAUGGAAGAUGUCAUGGAGGGGCAAAGUAAUGUAGCUCAAACCAUAAACAAAUGUGUUUGGGAGCGUCUGUGCCUGUGGUGGAAUAACUGCAGUCAUUGGCAGUUAGAAACCCUUACAUAAACUGCAUGUACCCAGAUGGAGGAAUUAUUUGUUAAUAAUAGCUAAGUCAGACUAGCAGGAGUAACUCGCCACACCACGCUAAGGCUGGUGCAGGCAUCACCAGGAACCACUGACAGCCACACUCCACACAUAUCACACAAGGCAGUUACUGCCAAGCUGAAUGCAGUAAGGUGUGUCAGGGCAAGAAUUGCUUAACCUCUCGUACUGUAAAUAACUUACCUCAUACUGAUGUGGCAGCAGAAGUAAUGGAAGGGGCACCAUCCCACAACAGCACAGGUCAAGGUGUUACAUAUGGGUGUCAGACACAGGAAAUUGCAUCUUCAGUUAAUAUGGAGUUAGAAGAUGCUGAAAGAGACUCCACAAAUGCUAGCAACAAAGAUAUGAGUGUCAGAAGUACUACUGUAAAUAAUCAGCUGGACAAAUUUGGGAAUAGAAACUCCACUGAAGAUAGCUAUAUAAUAGACAAAAGUGCCAAAACACAGGUAGAUUAUAUGAAUACUAUUGUGGAUGUUGCAGAAAAUACAAAGCACCUUAAUUUGUAUAGUAGUGAAAAUCUGGAUUCAAAGUAUCGCAAUAUUAAAGGUAAUACGUCAUUAGAUUCUACAUUUGUUAAUGUUCAGACAUCUGAUGUGUCUGAGAUUGCAAGAGAAAAGUCAGGGAAAACACCUUAUAUGAGCAUCACUUGGACCAAUGAACCAGAAAAAGCAGAUAAUAAAGGUACUUCCUGUUCAGAAAUAUCGCUGUGUACAAAAAACAGAACUGCACAACUUGAAAAAUCAGAAAAUAUAGCAAGCACCAGUAAUAUACAAGCUGAAAUAUCUGAAGGGGUGUCAGAUGUAGGCAUAACACGUAUCACAGAGUUAAGAAGUAUAGAUGAUGUCAGCAUUAAGAUUUCUGAAAAUUCACAGGACAAAAAUAUCAGUACUAAGAUUUCCAAAGAGUCACAAGACACACAGGACAAAACUAGCAUUAAGAUUUCUGAAGAGGCACAACACAAAGAAAACACUGUUCUACAAACUGUCCUGGAAAGUGAAAAACAAAGUAGUGAUCAGAUGGAAACUACUGCAAAUGAUGAUUAUGAAUCAGAUGAACCAAGUGAAGAUGUACACACCACCAAGCUAGGAAAAAUUUGUAGAAUAUGUGGCAAAAUGACAGUAAAGUAUGAUGGGCCUAAAAAAGGUGUCCCAAAACAUGAGGUUAUUAAACAUGUAAAAAAAGUUUGGAAUGUCGAUAUUUCAGAUGAAAAUAAUGAUAUAUACCCUGUCAAUGUGUGUGUUAGUUGCGAAAGAAAAAUAAAGCGAUUGUACUCCAAAAUUUGUAAAAGAAAAAAAUGUGAAAUGUUUAGACAAAAGCCAGCUGAAUUUGUUGAACACACUGAGAAUGAUUGUGCUGUAUGUUUAUUGAGAGAGAGAACUCCUUCUCCUCCUUGUUUACCUUCAUGUGAAUUAUCCCAGCAAGAAACUGUUUCAGUAAAUGAAGUUGAUAAAUGCCUGGGUAGUGAUAUGGAGGUCAGAGGUAACUCCAUAUGUCAAACAUUAUUAGAAUCUAGGAGAAAUUCGACUCGUAAAAGAAGUUGGGAAGGCCAUGGGGUAUCUUUGAAAUCCAUUGGGUGUCAGACAGAACUGAAUGUUGGAUCAGAGAGUAUGACUGGUUUAGAAGAACAUGAUUAUACUCAGGAUGAAACACUGAGCCAAUUCCUUGUCUUACCCAAAAAAUUAGGUGGCAGAACACCCUAUCAAAAGCAGUCACUUAGCUCUGUUAAUGCCAAGUACAUCAGACAAGAUCGCCUUAAGCCUUUGAUUGCUCAUAUCGACAAAUUUUGCCAGUUGCACAAGGAAGAUAAAAUUGAUGCAAUGUUUUUCUUGUUGAUGCAGACACUGCGAGAUGCUGGUGACCGAGCUAGAGAGAAUCUUGUAUUGGACAUAUGGUGUAAGAAGAACAAUGUUGGCAUGUCGCUUACAGAAGAAGAGUGUCUUGCUAAGCGAAUCUUACUCAAGCAGACCAAAGACCAGUAUAGAAAAGAAUAUAGCUAUUAUAAAGAAAAAUUAGAAAAGUCUGUAUUAAAGCCUCCAUUUAUUAUUGAUAGACUGGAAAAGACUUACUUCCCAGAGCACCUUGAGUAUUUUGUAACCGAUGGAGAAUUAGGACCUGUAAUAUAUCAGCAUGAAAAAAGCACACAUCCUUCAUACUUCACUAUUACAGACUGUCAAGAUGGUAAUAGCAAAGGAGACAGUGCACGUGCUGGUGUUAUGGGUGUUCGAUGGCGAUACUUUGAUGCUGUUGCUAAGACAUUGGAAGAAUUGUCACAUUCUGUUGAAAAUGAAAUCCAAGACCUUGAUGAUGAUGCUUGUAUAAAAGUUGACAUGUUUGAUUACUGUGAAGAAAAGAGAGACUUGACAAAUUUUACUGAUAAAAAUGACUCCUCAGGAAAUGGCCGAGGGAUUCAAAGUAAAAUGAUAACUUAUUUUUUUGGUAUUCAGUCUAUGGUGGUCCUGACAGAAAAUACAGUCACUUUAUUAUAUAAAUCUGAUCCAAAUACAGUGCAGUUCCGACCUCUUAUGAAAGCACUCGUAGCAGAAGGUGGUGCAUUACAUCCUGCUGUUAUGGCAAUUGAUGAAGAAAGGGCUGCAAUGACUGAUAAAAUCUUCCAUAUUACACUGCCGAGUGGUAUGCCCCUUCGUUUUAUGGUUUUCUUUACCAAUUCGUCACUUGAAAUAAGGAAAGAUUACAGGAAUAUAAGUGGGCUUACGCUCUCUUCUUUCAAAAAAGUUCCAGUAGUUAUCAACCGAUAUGGAAGUAUCUGCCUGGAACUUAAGAGGAGCUGGCUGGCUUCAAGCCCACGACUGGUUAAUGUUAGUAGAGUCACAAACUCUCGUACAAAAUGUAGCCGGUGUGGAGAGCAGGGCCACAAUGUCCGGAAGUGUUCCUUGCCAUCUGAUAGUGCAUCUGGAGACACUCGUGUUCAGCCUAAGAAACGUAAAAAACAACGAACAGCUCCAUCACCUUCAUAUUCCACUGUUGGUCAGACCACUCAGAUUUUUUCAAAAGAUUCAAAAAUGCUUGAUUUGGGCAAUCAUCACCAGCAUCAGCAUCAUCACCAACAUCCGAAUCCCCAAUCACAGCAAGAAUCACAGGAAACACUUGCUCACCUUGCACCAGGAGCAACCAGCAUUGAUCAGAAUUCAGGAAUUAUUCGUAGUGAUGAUCAAAUCCUUUGGACUUGUCCUAGUUUAGGUAAUACACCAUCACAUAUUGGGACCAGCACACCUCAAGGUACUCAGGUGUUGAUACCUACUCACAUUCCCUCUUCCAAUGCAGAUUAUCAGUCAGUAUUACCUCAGAGGACUCAUGCACAAAUCUCGCAGCAACCUUCUGCGCCUUUGUAUGUCUGGACAUACACAGUUGUACAGCCACAACAAGGCCCAUCACAUCCUCAGCAACUCUCUCUUGUUCAUCACCAGCCAGCACAAACAAUAUCUCAGCACACUCACCAGCAGCUGUCAAUGGUUCAUCAGCAGUCAUCUCAACAAGAAUCAUCCCAACACCAUCAGCAGUUGUCAGUGGUUCACCAGCAACCCACUCAGCAAGAAGCAUCUCAACAGCAUCAGCAGUUGUCAGUGGUCCAUCAGCAACCACCUCAGCAAGAAGCAUCCCAACAGCAUCAGCAGUUGUCAGUGACUCAUCAACAGCCAGCUCAGCCAGGCACACCUGAGCAACAUCAGCAGCUGUCUGUUGUUCACCAACCAUCAGGACAUCAAUCAACUCAGCAGUCUCAACAUCUUUCUGUUAUUCAUCAACAGAGUCCUCAACAGCCACCACCACAACAGAGCCAGUUGUCUGUAGUGCAUCCACAACAGAUUCAGUGCCAGUCUCAACAACAAUCAGCAACACCGCAAAUUAAUCUUAUUGUACAGCAGGCAAGUCAUCCACAAACAGUUCGGCAAUCACAACUGUCUGUGGUCCAUUCACAGUCAACAUCCCAGCCCCAGUCACAGCAGCUAUCAGUGGUCCAUCAACAAUCAACAUCCCAGCCACAUUCACAACAGCUGCCUGUGGUCCAUUCACAAUCAACAUCCCAUCCACAGUCACAGCAGCUAUCUGUGGUCCAUCAACAGUCAACAUCCCAGUCACAAUCACAACAGCUAUCUGUAGUCCAUUCGCAAUCAACACCCCAACAACUAUCCGUGGUCCAUCAACAAACAACAUCCCAGCAACUGACAGUGGUCCAUCCACAAACAACAUCUCAACCACAGUCUCAACAGCCGCUUUCUUUGGUGCAUCAACAAGCUUCGCAAUCAGCCAACUUAGUUCAUCAACAGGGACCACAGUCACAGCCGCAGACAACCCAGUCAGAGCCAUCCUCACCUCAACAAAGAUUAAUUCAUCCCCAAACCUCAGAGUUACAACCAAUUAUAGGUCAGUGGUAAAAAGAAUCAAACAUCUGCAAUCAAGAGUAUUCUGGCACAACACUAUGUUAUCACUGGUUUCGUAUUAUCAUCAUUCCGGGAUACUUUUAUAAUUAUACAAAGCUUUAUGCUAGGGUGUAUGCAUUCAACCUGUUAGGUAACCUGAAUUAUAAGGUUAAAAUGCAGUUUCCUGAUAAUGUAUAUUGCUCCAAAUAAUUUGUAAAGGUUUUAUUCUCUAAUGUUAAUUAGAUUGUUUGAAUUAUUAUUUAUUAUUUGAUAUUUGUACUGUAGUGUGAGCAAAGUAACAUUUAUGAAGGGGUUCAGGGAAACCGGCAGGCCGGACUUGAGUCCUGGAGAUCGGAAGUACAGUGCCUGCACUUUGAAGGAGGGGUGUUAAUGUUGCAGUUUAAACUGUAGUGUAAAGCACCCUUCUGGCAAGACAGUGAUGGAGUGAAUGAUGGUGAAAGUUUUUCUUUUUCGGGCCACCCUGCCUUGGUGGGAAUCGGCCAGUGUGAUAAUAAUAAAAAAAAAUUUGUACUGUAAUUGGAGACCAUAACCAUAAAGAAACAAUUUAAGCAGCCUAUGAGGCUGAAACUGUAAAUAAAUGGUCAGUGGAAUUUCUUAGUGUAAUGACUUUUUUUAUUCAUUCACUGGCAUAUAAAGGAUGAGAUAUAAGCAAGAAAAAACUAAACCUCACUUCCAUUUAUACCCUUCCAUGAUCCAUCCUCAAACCCAAUUUAUUUUGAGCCUUAGUUACACAAGUAACCCGCACAUAGAAGAGAGGAGCAUACGACGACAUUUCGGUCUGACUUGGGCCAUUUAGAAUUGAGAAUUUUUGUGUUGGUACAUUUUGAGGUUAAAGUUGCUGCAAAAGUUGUGCAUCUUGAUAAUGUCAGACAGAGGAUUGAGCUUCUGCCUCUCCUUGUGUUGAAUGAACCACAUGGGUUUAAGUGCUUUAUACAACAAUUUAUACUAAUAGGAUACCAAAUUCCACCGGAUAAGUUUUAGUCGAUCUGGAACUCCAUUGUCUGGGUACUUUCAGGGCAUUCCAGUAUCUUAGAAGCUGAAUGAACUUUUUUUUUUUUUUUUUUUUUUUUUUGCUGAAGUAUUUUAUAAUGCCUCAUAACUUGCAGAAAUUUGUAUUGCUUACAGUUUAUCUCAAAUUGCAAGAUUACUGUAGGGAGGAGGAAAGGGAUGGGUAGACUGUAGCUAAAGAGAACAAAUAGACUAGAGUGAGUGAUUCAAAAUAGGGGGAAAAUGUGCGUAUUCUUAGCACUGUUGAACUGUGACAUUAUACCAUGUUCCAGUAUUUUAAACAAUCAGUGACUUGCUAGAAAGCUUUUCUUUGAAAUCAAAGUGGUAGAAUGAAAGUUAUUGUCGUUAUUUUAUUACGAUCUAAAAUACAACCCAAAAAUUAACUGAAAAAAACUUGACAUACACCAUAAGUCUUAAAAGAAUGAGCAAAAAGGAAAAUUUAAUCUGCCACUUUAAGGCCACUAAUUUAAAACUUACCUGCCAUGGGCUCAUACCCACCUGUUCUGUGAUUUUUAUGAGUAUAUUGUCAUAAUUUUUUUUAUAAAAAAUUAAUUUUUCAUGUUUUGUUUUAUUGUAGAAGAAAACAUUGCUAUAUGUACGUAACAUUUACACAGUGCACAAUUAUAAAAAUACAUUUCAAGGAUAUGAUACAUAUGUUACUGUAGUAAUAAAAACUAUGCUAUGAUUUAUCAAAAAUAUGGAUUGAUUUGUGUUUUACCACAGUACAAGACAUGGUAGUACAGUCUGGUCUCAGCUUAUGACUGUUUCUGAAAAUCAUUAGUUACUCAGGUGUUUGAAACUCAGAACCUACUUUUCCGCAGACAUCCGUUAUAAUAGGUAAUGGAUUUCCGAGUCAUAUUUUGUAUUUAAAUUCAACGAGCCCUUGUGGUUUAACGCUUCUUUUUGAUUAUAAUAAUAGUAAUAAUAAAAAUAAUUAAACUUAAUGAAAUAUGUAUAUCCAGUGCUCAGAGGAGUCUCCCUCCUUCUUACUUCCAUUCAACCAUAUCCUCUCCCAUCAUAUCUGACAAUAUGACACAAGCAACAGGACUGCUUUCCUCCUUCCCUCCCUCUCAUUUUAUUUGACAUACCACUUUUUUUUUAAUAUGAUUACCAUUUCACUGUUAUAGUGAGGGUAUGGGGCACCUGAGAAUAUAAUAUGGGAAACUAGUAGUUUGGGUUAUUGAGGGCCAGAGUGCAGUGUGAGCUAAGUUGUCCUACCUUUCUCCUUGACACAUACUGGAUGAUGCACUCGAGACACCACCAAACAGAUUAGCAUAAUUAUUUUUUUCUACAAUCUUGACUGAUCUCUACCACAUAACAGCCUUCUACACAUGCAUAAAAUGACUAAAUAAAAUAAUUGCAUUUUAUGGAAAAAAGAGCUGUAUAGCCCUUGUGGCUUAGCGCUUCUUUUUGAUUAUAAUAAUAAUAAUAUAGAAAAAAGAUAGAAAAAAUAUUACACUGAAUUCAUAUCUUUACAAAAUCACAAUUAUAAAUUCUACACCUCAAGCACACUUGAGCCCUUCACACAUGCAAUAAAUGCUGACAACACAAUAUAUAAGUGCAUUUUGUGAAAAUUUUUAGAAAAAAUAUUGUAAUACUAGAUUCAACUGUAAAAAAAAUUGUAAUACUGUAGUAAUAUUUGAAGAGAUAUAGCUAUCCCCAGCUGAAUGACCAUUUCCAUGAUGUAAUUUUGAAUAAUGACCAAAAACAAACCACCCCCACUAGGACCAACUCACACCCUUAACUGAAUUCCAGGCUGUGGCUUAUCCUAUCCUUGAUUACUGACCUCUUCCUCAUCCAACCCAAUAUUUAUUUAUCAUCUCACAGGUUUCCAUAGAUAGGACUAAAUCCACUCAAUUUUGUAUCAGCAGUUAACACGUUUUUUUUUUUUUUUUAAUACUCCAGCCAUCUUCCACUGAGGCAGACCCAACAAAGAAGAAAAUUCUUUCACCGUCACUCAUUCUAUCACUGUCUUGCCCAAAUGGCACUUACACCACAGCUCAGAUGACACCCCAAACUGAAACAUGCCCACCUCUCCUUCAGAGUGCACUAGCUGUACUUUCUACCUCCAGGACUCAAGUCUGGCUAACCAGUUAUCAUAAAUCCCUUCAUAAACUGUGAGGAAAAUGGGACUAAUAUUUAUACUGUAAAUAUAAAUGGUUUAUCACCAUGGGAGAGAGAAAGAGAGAGGAUUGGAUUGUGUCUGUGUGAGAGGAGUGUUAUAUUACAUGAUUUCUCUCUCUCCAAUGAUGGGUCCAUUGUUUAGUAGAGGCAAAGUGUAGUUUUUAUUCCCCCCAUCCCCAUUUUAUGAGUGCAUAACACUUAAAGUUAUGACAAAAACCUACAUAAAAUUAUCUAUAUAUUGGGAGAAGUAUCACGUCCUGUUUUGUUACUGUGAGUUGAAGCAUAUGUGAUGGCUUGCAAACUAUUGUUUGGUUGAAAGGUUGCAAUGACCCUUAGGCCAUAGCAAUUUUUCAAAUGCCCAUCACAACCUUUCUACCCAGUAGUAGUCAGCCUAGAAGCAGUCACAACCCUUCAAUCCAACACUAACUAAAACACGAUGUUAUACAUCUCUCAAUAUUUUGAUAAUACAUAGUUUUUGUGUUAUGCCCUUGUAAAAUGGGGGCUAUAAUGCUACUAUCCCUCUGCUAAACAAUGAAUCCAUCUCUGGUGAUGGGAAGGAGUUGUAGAAGGUAUAGUAUGUAACAUGACACCACUUCUCUCUCACAGAUUUGAUCACACACUGAAAUUUUUGUCCCUUUUGGUGUUACCCAUUUUACGAGCUCAUAUCACCACUAUACCUCUGGUGGGCACAUAUUUUAUUAAUUUCAUGGCUGAAAAAAUCAGGAAUUACAUACAGAAUAUUGUACCAGACCCCAUCUCAAGUUAUGGUUGUCUAGGAAAAUCAGAUUCACUUAAUAUAUUUUUUGCUAAACCAUUCCAAUGGUCCCUAUCUAGGUUAUUACAGGAAUAGAGGGAUCCACUGCACUACUGUAUUAUGGAUUUUUCAACAGUUGCUUCAAUUUUUUUUUUUUUUUUUUUUUGUCUUUAGUUUCAGUAAGUUUUGGGGUUGGCACUCUUCUUGAAUCGGUUCCAAGCCAUUUUAUUUUUCAUAGAAUUCCAGCACCUUCCAUUAAACUUAAACUAUUCAUUACUAUUUUAUUUCCUGAUAUAAAUACUUUUUAAGUAUAAAGGCCAAUAUCAUUCUGAAGCUAAGCAUCACUGAGUGACUACUAUAAGGCGUAUUAUCUGUAUGGUUGAUUUAAUGGACUCGUGCUAAGGAUGUCAUCUUACACAUUUUGACCACCUCAAAAAAUGCUACCUCUACUUUUUGUAAUUCCUUAUCCCUCUAUUACAAAUUUUGUUUUAUGACACCUUGAAUUGGUUACUGGAAGAAUGUACAUAAAAUUAAUAAAAAUUUUAAAGAGCAUAAAUAUUAGAAUUUAAUGCAUUUAUGAAAAUAUAAUAAAUUUAUUACCUUAUUUGCUGUUGGAACAUCCUGGUGUAACCAGUUUACAAUAUAUUUUUCAACUUUGUCAUGUGAUUGUAAAGCGGUAGAGUACAUUUCUUUUAAGCAAUAUAAAUAUAAGCUGUACAUUGUGUGUUGACUGUCAGGAAAGAUAAGGUUUUACUGUACAGUAUUUGUAAACACUUGUUAUGUAGGAAUGACACUGAUUUAUAAUAUAUUAUUCAAUACUUUUAGGGAGCAAGACUCAAAAACAUCAUGGUUAUGAAAGCAAUCUUUCACAUUUUGCUUUAUACAAUAUUACUGUACUUGUUACUAUGAUAGCAAACCCACAAGGAAAAAAUGAAAUAGAAGGUGGGGAGGGAAGGGGUUGUAUAUUUCAAUAUACAGUGGGCCCCCGGUUUACGAUAUUAUUUCAUUCCAGAAGUAUGUUCAGGUGCCAGUACUGACCGAAUUUGUUCCCAUAAGGAAUAUUGUGAAUUAGAUUAGUCCAUUUCAGACCCCCGAACAUACACAUACAAACGCACUUACAUAAAUACACUUACAUAAUUGGUCGCAUUGGGAGCUGAUCGUAAACCGGGGGUCCACUGUACUGUACAACUGAGGCUCUUUUCAGCAGACUGAAGGCACUAUAACUGAGAAUCUGUUAAUUUCCCUAUAAAAUAAUAAUAAUGAUCCUUUGCUGAAGGUAGUCUCACUUGUUACUAAAAAUACAGUAAAAUCUUUAACAAAUUUCAGAUUUAAUGAACAAAAUCUGUGGGUGAUCAACAUACAGAAACAAUGGAUAAAGUCUGUUAAAUCCAAAUUGCCCAUUAUUUUUACAAUCCACUAGGUAAACUGAUUUCAUAUAUAACAGAUGAUCUGUCAAAUCAGAAUUAUCCUCUUAUUACAGACAACUCUGGAUCCAACAAAGUUCAUUAAAUCCAAUACAAUUUAAUGGUCAACUGGCUUUAAUGGGCACCCUCUUUCAUCUAUUAGUCUAGUAAAUCAAGAGAUUACUCAUACAGCACUACUCUUAGCUUCUGUUUCAUUGUCUCCAUGUGGGUUCACUUGUACCUUUGACAACUGUUUAUUAUGCUUUUGCUUUCAGACAAUAUUACAUGUCGGAUAAAGCCAAGAAAGUUGGUGCGUGUUGACUCUUCAGGAAUUAGAAAUGUAAGCUAGGCUUUUUUUAAUAUAUGUAAAUUAGAAUUAGAGCUUUAACAUUUUAUGCUUUCAAAGUAUAUAAUUACCUUUAGCAUCUAGAUGUAAAGGAAACUUUACCAUACAACUGAAUGGGGAAUAGAGAAUACAGCAUUCCCUUUUUUAUGCUAGAUAUUUUUUAACUUUCAGCACAAAUGUAAGAGUAAGUACAAAUUUAAGAAUGUUUAAGUUAAUUCAAUGUACUCUAUGUAGUAAAAAUAUAUAUUUUUAGUACAUCAUUUGUUUUAUAUAUAAACUCCCAUAUUUUUACAAAUUCAGUGCACACCAUAGUAGUUUACCUGUAGUCAAUUCCUGGGGGUCACCCUCCCUGUUCCAGACCAAUACAAAUAUGGCAAGACUGUUGACAUGUGGACUGGCAUGCACUUCAAGGUAAAAGGGGUGACAAAGUGUUCUUAUCCCAUCAAUGAGCAUAUUGUCCAAGGGACUAAGAUUUCCCUUUCUUUUCUUAGAUUAAACCUAAUUAUUUCCCUAGAAACUUUGGCCUUUAUGGGUUAAACACUUUUCCAUGACUAAUAAAUGCUCAUGAAAUUCACUGAUAAUUUUUUCAGAUCAGUGUCUUUGCCAGUUUACUAAAAUAUACAUUUACAAAGCCAGGUUGUGAGGGUUGUGUAGGCCUGUUCCCUCGGGAUUGAGCCUGUACCUUUCUUUGGAUCAAACCUGAUUGCCUACUAUUUCCCAGAAGCUGUAUAAUACAAGUUUUGUGUUUCUCCCUAAAUACAAUAUGUAUGCCUGCAAGUCAUUAGUAGAAAGUCUGCUUGAUCAGGCAAUCGGCAAUGAUUUCUGGCUUUAGGUCAAGCUUUGAGCACUAAAGACGUAUUUGGAUCAUUAACCCAAGGUUAGUUUCCUACGUUAACUCAAGAAAGUCAGUAUGACUUAUUCCCAUUAGGGUCCAAUUUAGGUCCUUCCCCAGGAAAAAAUGCCUUGAGACUGGUUAGGGGCUCUCGAUCCAGAGAAUAGGACAGUAAGUUGGUUUGAACCUGAAUGCCUCCCAUUGCCCAGGUGCUGUGACCCCCAUACAGAUUUAACACGUCUCCCUGAAUAAAAUAAAAGAUCCCUUGGGAAGGGGCUCACAUAAAUUGACUACCUCUUCAGUACUGUAUUUGUUGAAUGCUUGGUAACCAGCAGCUUGUUAGGAGAUUUGCCUAUGUAUCCUGCAGGUGCUUGUGGCUCAGAUGGUAGCUUCCUUAGCUCACACAUGGACUGAGAAUCACUAGCAUGAAAUGUUGGGCAUGAUUCCUGCUGCCCAUUUACCAAACGGUAAGUAGGUACCUGGUUGUUAGUCCAAUGUUAUGAGUCGCAUAUUGUGGAAGAAAAUUCAAGGAUCCCAAAUGCAGUAAGACUGACAGUCCCAGAUGACACAGGCUAUUGGAUUAUUCUGGAUCGCUAACCUCCAGGUUAAAAAUUCAAAAUCUUUUCUAACAUGCAGGGUUUGACCUUGUUCAGCUCACAGUUGAGAAGUUGUGAGCCAAGCAAGCAUGAAUGGUCACCAGAAUUCCAAGACUGGAAAACAUCAUUGGAAAAAAAAAAAUUACUUUUGUGUUACUUUUUCUGCAAGAUUUUAUUAAAAACAGUUUAUUGUAUAUAUAUCGUUGGUAUGAGGAAUACUGGUUUUUUCUAUCAAAUUUGUACUAAUUAUAGCUACUGUGCUAUGAGAAUGAUUCCCUUCAAGGAGGAUGAGGUCCUUUGAUGUUGAAGGGCUCUUGAUCCAAGGAAUGAGAUAUACUCCUAUUACGCGGAUGAAAUCUGAUUACGUGUAUUACCAUUAUAUUCCCUUGCUAUAACCAAAAAUUCAGCAUGAUGAUGAUUACGAUCACACUAAAUUUAGUUGAAGUCCACAUGCACACCUGCUCAGGUAAAGGUGUCACAGUUGCUAGAAACCCCUGUAAUCAUGAGCACACUCUUCAUUUUGAAUAUCUAAAUAUAACUACAGCAACAAUGGCAGUUGAUUACUCAAGUUAAUCAUGUCAACAUUUCUAGUAGGUGAGCGUGUACGCAUUUGUGCAUGUGUACUCGCCUUUGUUGUUUCAGGGGUCGAUUAACAGCUCCUGACCCCACCUCUUCGCUGAUCGCUACUAGGUCCACACUCACUGCUCCAAGAACCUUAUUGUACCUCAUCUUAAAGCUAAGCAUGGAUCCUGCCUCCACUAUACUCUCCAGGUUGUCCAUUUCCUAUUAACUCUAAGGCUGAAGAAAUACUUCUUAACAUCCCUAUGACUCAUCUGAGUUAACUUCCAGUUGUGUCCCUGUGUUUCAUCUCUCUAACAAUCUGUCCCUUUUUACCCUAUAAUUUUUUUUUUUUAUUAACACACUGGCCGAUUCCCACCAAGGCAGGGUGGCCUGAAAAAGAAAAACUUUCACCAUCAUUCACUCCAUCACUGUCUUGCCAGAAGGGUGCUUUACACUACAAUUUUUAAACAGCAACAUUAACACCCCUCCUUCAGAGUGCAGGCACUGUACUUCCCAUCUCCAGGACUCAAGUCCGGCCUGCCGGUUUCCCUGAAUCCCUUCAUAAAUGUUACUUUCAUCACACUCCAACAGCACGUCAAGUAUUAAAAACUAUUUGUCUCCAUUCCUAUCAAACACGCUCACGCAUGCCCG